This is a messenger RNA of Anopheles coustani, 900 nucleotides long. RefSeq lists its product as uncharacterized. The coding region runs from base 1 to 900 and encodes 299 amino acids. Gene Ontology annotation, molecular function: acyltransferase activity, transferring groups other than amino-acyl groups. Lineage: Eukaryota; Metazoa; Arthropoda; Insecta; Diptera; Culicidae. The transcript is spliced from 5 exons. The record is from RefSeq and is a predicted model, not a curated record.
AUGAACAACGCUAUCGAGCCAUUGCGUCCAGCUACGCCGGCCGAAAUUGAUCAGCUAGUGAACAUCUACGAACAGCUGCUACCCGAGUCAGUUCAGUUUGUUUCCCUCCUACAAAACAUUGUGCGAAUUAAAGCAGCACUUCAAGGGACGGCGCUAGAGCAAGCCUCGCACCGCUUUCGGAAAACGAUUUACGUCCCGAACAAGACAAAUCCUAUCCAGUUUGCUACAUUUUUGGCCAUUGGCAUGGACAAGACUAUAUUCGUGGCAUUAAACACCCUGGAACAACCGCCCAGUGAGCUCGAGGACGCGAUACGAAAAACCAGCUACAUCAAGUGGCACCACAACCCAAGGAUCGUUGUAGGUGGCGAUAAUGGAAUUCGCGAGAGUUUAUACAAAGUAGUUGGUGAGCGUGGUAUCCUUGACAGCAUCAACCUGAGUUCAGAUUCCAUAAAUUACUGGAUGCAUCGCGAAAAAGGAGCCACCUUUAGCUACGACGUACCUGAUGAUGUCGAACUGAAACCACUGCUCGUAGAGCAUGCGAAAGUUAUCGACGAUUUGUGGCCAUAUAAGUCCAAUGAAUCCUUACGGUACUUCGAAACUGUUAUACAGCAUAAUGGAAGCCUUGGACUAUUCGACAAAAGAGAUGGUCAACUUGUAGCCUGUGUGAUCAAAACUGAUCACGAUGGAAUCGGGCAUCUAUACACUUUGUCUGAACGUAACAACAGAGGCUAUGGAACAACGCUAGCGAAAGCCAUGGCAAAGUUGAUUGCGGCUGAGCACAAACAACACGUCCACACGUUCAUUGAACGCACUAACAACCGUUCGAUAAAGUUGUUUGAAAAACUUGGGUUCGUGCCAGUUAACCAAGCGCAAUGGUUUAAAAUUGGUCAAAAUCAAUAA